Porites evermanni is the source of this 486-nucleotide messenger RNA. The record is from the annotation of a GenBank genome assembly. NCBI's taxonomy places the organism in Eukaryota, Metazoa, Cnidaria, Anthozoa, Scleractinia, Poritidae.
AUGUGGUGGUCAUUGGAAUACGCAGUAAAUGACUAUGUAAAACAGAUAUUGUUUAAGCCUUCCCUAAAAGUUGAUAUUCUGGAAAUCACUGUGGACAAAAAUGGACGUUUUCUCGUCGCAAAAGGAAACCAAGAUAAUUUGUGUCUAGUCAAUAUUUAUGCUCCCAAUGACCAAAACCAACAAGUUAACUUUUUUGACAAAAUCAUCGAUCCCAUUUGCCGUAGUAGUACUAACAACAUUUUACCAGGUGGUGACUUUAACUGUCCUUUGACAGAGGUCGAUAAAGUAGGUGGUAGGGACAUACUCUAUAACAAAAGGACCAUCCAAGCAAUUCAGGAACUUUGUAACAGCUUUGACUUAGCCGACGUCUGGAGAACUCAACACCCGAAUAAGAAGCAUUAUUCUUGGGCAAAUGGCUCAGGAAAGAUUAAAAUGUCGACUAGAUUUCUGGCUAAUUUCAAAACAAUUACUAGCACGCGUUACUGA